Messenger RNA from Selaginella moellendorffii, 854 nucleotides. RefSeq lists its product as uncharacterized. Lineage: Eukaryota; Viridiplantae; Streptophyta; Lycopodiopsida; Selaginellales; Selaginellaceae. Bases 28 to 771 code for a protein of 247 amino acids. The transcript has 2 exons. The record is from RefSeq and is a predicted model, not a curated record.
UUCAUAUAAUCUGGUGAUGGUGAUCGUAUGGAAACGAGGGGGCCUUUUAAGAAAGCGUGCGCUUCCAACAGUCGAGAAUGUUUAGCUAGUGGCGCUUCCACCAAAUCACCUGUCCGCAUCCACGCGAAUAUAACCAAAUCUAAGUUCGUUAUAAGCCGAGCUUGUUUCUUCCCUUCGACGUCCUCUAGCGCGAAUAUGGGAGUGCUGCUUUUGCUUCUUCUCAAUGCAGCUUCAGUCUUUGCAGGAGCAGGAGUUCCAGCACCAGCAGCUAGCUUCUGUGUAGUGCUCUGCGACGGCCCUUCCAGCUCCAACAAGGUCUUCUCCGAAGAUGCCACUGUCACCGAGUACUGCAAACACUGCCACGGACCCCCCACGAUCUCUAUCUCGAAAAUCUGCAACCUCUUCUGCGACUCCAACUGCAAACUCUCCAACUCGCUCCUCUGCAUCCUCUGCAAUCUCCUUAUCGGUGGCACAGCCGCCGACGAGGCCGAGACGACGGCCUCGGUAGCUCGAGCACGUUUCUCGUCCAGGACUUACUCCUACACUUCGCGGGAGUGUAGCCUCUACUGCCACCCCGGGAGCAUCACCUACAACGCCAUGGCGUGCAAGAGCUGCAGAAAGCCAGGGAUUCCGAGUGAGUCCGAAAUAGAAGCGAGCUUCACGAACCUGGAAAACGGCGCGCAGAAGAGGGCCAUCUUCGUGCAGUUCUGCGACACCUUCUGCAGUUCACCACACAAGUAUUACUGCAAAGUGUGCCGGGAAUCAGCAUAAAGCUUUCUCCUGCAAGUCAUUACAAGUACACCUUUUUAUUUACAGUAAACCAAUGUCAAAACUGUUGUGCUUUUUGCCUGUGA